Molecule: messenger RNA, 2715 nt
Organism: Amphiprion ocellaris (clown anemonefish)
Lineage: Eukaryota; Metazoa; Chordata; Actinopteri; Pomacentridae
Gene: dok1a
Product: docking protein 1a
Exons: 7
Coding region: 102-1550 (482 amino acids)
Biological process (GO): cell surface receptor protein tyrosine kinase signaling pathway; positive regulation of MAPK cascade
Cellular component (GO): cytoplasm
Source: RefSeq, a predicted model, not a curated record
UCGUAUUUCAGACACGCCCCCCUCUGCUGCUCAGCAAAGCAAGAAGCUCUCAAACAUCUUUCCCUGUCCAAAGGUUUGUCUGAAGAGCUUCUCCUUCCUUCAUGGACUCUCACGGCAAAUCAGGGAAGGUUUACCUCCGACCACACAAAGCUGGAAAAAAAUGGAAGCCAGUCUGGUUGUCUCUGUUUCCCCCCAGCAGCAGUGGAGUCGGUCGACUGGAGAUCCAGGAUAUGGGAGGGGGAGGUUCUGGAGGCAACAGGAAGGUGGUCCGGCUGUUGGAGCUGAUCAGUGUCCUCAGACUCCCGCCCAAUGCCGAGGCCUGUCCCACGGAGAACAUGGCGGCCUUCUGCGUGGAGACCCGGGACAGGACCAUGGUGUUUGCUGCACCCAAAGGCGAGAGCAUGGACUGGGUGGACAAACUGUGUCUCAGCACGUUUCAGACAGGAGGUAGCUCGGCCUCCAGUCAGCGUCACAUGGAGGAGAACCAGAUAUAUGCCUCAGCAGAUGAAGCUCCACAGUUCUGGGUGGUGGUUCAGAGGACUGAUGCAGCGGCUCGUUGUGACCUGCAGGGGGCGUACUGGCUGCAGGUGGACCAAGAGGCGCUGCUGCUGAGAGAAACCCAGAAGGAGAAGAAGAUUGUUGGCGAGUGGCCGUAUGAACUGCUGAGGAGAUAUGGGAAGGAUAAGUCGGCGUUAACCAUUGAAGCCGGCCGACGCUGCGACUCUGGUCCUGGAACCUUCACCUUUGAGACGCAACAAGCCGAGAACAUCUUCUCCCUGAUCCAGAGCACCAUCAAACAGAAGACUUCAUCAGGAAACCACAACCUGGAGGCAGAGAAGGUGGUGGUGGCCAACAUUCAGGCUCAUUCCCCGAUCCCCAAAAUACCCGACGUGACCAGCAUGGCCACUCUCCUGGAGAACCAGCUGAGGACUCUGGGGAGGAAGUCUCCGGCGUUGGACGAGGGUUCACCUGCUCAGGUAGAUUUGGUCAGUAAAUCAGAGCCAUCACAGCCGGCUCCCAUCACCCUCAUGCCGCUCCCAUUGGUCCCCACACACGAGGGAGGUCCUCACCGUGGCCAAUCAGACGGCAUCUACGCCGACCCGUCUGACUGCAUCCAGCCGGUCCCGAAAGCGACCACGGCUCUGUACGUCGACCCGGCCAGCGUUCUGCCACUGAAACCCCCAGGCUCAAGAGAUCCUCCUGUUCCACGUUCCAGCCCCAGGACAGUGGACUCGGUCUACUCUGAGGUGUAUGACAGAAUCAGCCCGGACCAUAACAAACAGAACGUCCUGCAGAGAAAAGCCAACACAAACAGUGAACCCAUUUACACCGAGCCCGUGAGCAACACAGACAAGGUGUCUCCAAGAACCGAGACCAAACCCGACCCAUUCGAGCACCUUUACGCUAAAGUCUGCAAGACGCCUCCAUCAUCAAGUCCCACGUCAUCUCCCACUGGCGCCACCUCCACGCCGUCCUCCUCCACUACUGCCACCAAGACUAGCCAAGAAUCUCUUGAAGACGUCAUCUAUGAAAACCUGGGGAUCAUUUAACUCGGCUGUGUUCUGGAGGGCAAAAAUCCUGCUGAAAGUCUGAUGAAUUCACUGAGAAACCUGACUUUCUGUUAAAUGUAUUUUUACGUUUUUUUUUUUUUUUUUUUUUUACAUUUUGAGAGUAUAAUGUCAUAUGUUGCCAUCUGUUCAAGAACAAUCUCAGCUCUCUCAGGUCCAGUUCCAGAAUAAAAUGACUGAGGGUGCCUCUGAAAUUACCCCCAAACCCGAUUACCACCCAGUUUCUGCAUAUCAGCUGCUUUUAUCUGGAUCAAACAGCGAUCAUGUGCAAAUUCACAGAACGUUCCAUCUGUUUGUGGUGACAGCAAACAUCUGUCAAACCUUUUUGAAACUGAAGCCACAGAAUCAGUUUGUAGGAGAAUCAGUAGUGAUGUUCUGAUCCAAAUCAAGGCAUCAUCACCUGGUGGUUUGUUUUAAACACAGGAGUUCUGGCUGGAGGACAUGAAGUGUCACAUUAGUCUCUGUCUUGGUGCCCCUUUAUUAGCAAAACUACCACAAUGCUCUCUGCUUUAACUGUAGUCUGAGUGACACCUCCUCUGGUCUCUACAGGAUUAAACAGGAAGAGGCUCCACCUGGUGGAACAACCAGGAACUACAGCUGAUCGAUGAUACAUUUCUACCCUCUAAUACUACAAUUACCCUCUAAUGCUACAUUUGAGAAACAAUCUGCUGAAUCUGUGCUUGUUUUAGUUCAACUACGGCUGGUUUAGACGUUUUAUGAAAGUUUCGCGAUGCGUCAGACCCAUGAAUGGGAUGAGAGAAACUGACAGAUCUUGUGGACACGUACCUUGAGGUUGCUUCCUUUUUCCUCCCUCAGAACCAGACCUGAACUACAUAUUCCUACAUAAACCUUGUUUUUUUUCUUUUUACACAUGAGAGUAUUUUACAUUUAACAUUCUUUUUUUCUGUAAAUUAUCUAAAUCUUUGUGUAAAUUGAGAUGAAACCGCUAUCAUCACUUGUUGUUACUUAAAGUGUUCCUCAUUAUUGACUUUUCUUUAAAUGAAUCAUAUAAAUGAACACAGUUUUUCUACUGAACACUGUCAAAUUUUGAAAAAUAUGUUACAAAAGAGUCUCAACCAGAGAACGUACAGAGAGUCUGGAUUGGUUUUUAACAUGUUUCUGCCAUAAAGCGAAAUUUUUGAUGUUG